Solanum lycopersicum (tomato) is the source of this 1032-nucleotide messenger RNA. Lineage: Eukaryota; Viridiplantae; Streptophyta; Magnoliopsida; Solanales; Solanaceae. The record is from RefSeq and is a predicted model, not a curated record.
AUGGCUGAUAUGACUUCAACAACAAUGUUAAUGCUCUCCAAAGAAAAGCAAAAAGUUGAUGUAAUGAUACUCAAUAUUCAUUCAUCGAAUAUGCCUACUUUUGAACUCUUAGCUCAAGCUGUGGCUUUGGAUAUAAUUUCACUCAUUGUAUAUGAUGAUUACAAUGAACUCGAAGCAAAGAAAACUUUGGACAUGGGAGCAUAUCUUUACCUUAAGAAGCCAUUUGAUGAGAAUCUUGUGAAAUACUUGUGGCAAUUUGUAUGGAGGAAAAGAAUACUAAAGGAGAAAGCAAAAGAAGGAUCGAUUGCUGAUAAUGACAUGGGUGGAGAAAAUGAAGAACAAUUCGAAAAGAAGAAAGAUGUGUCUAAAACAGAGGUUGUUAGGCGAAAGGACUACACAAAAUGGACUAACAAUCUUCAUGUCAAAUUUAUGAAAGCUGUAAAACAACUUGAGAAAGGACGUUGUUAUCCCAAGGAUAUUCUGCACGUGAUGAAUUUUCCUGGCCUUACUAGGAUGCAAGUUGCUAGCCACCUUCAGGUUCAACCCCAUUACCUCGGCAUUGGCAAUCCAUUUUAUAACCCAUUUUCAUCUGCUCAAAAAAAUAUUGGUGGUGAGCUAAAACAACAACAUAAUCCAAUUUUUGGAAUGCUGGGUUCACAAGAACAAGAAAAUCCAAUUAUGAAAAACACUCAUUAUGGGCCUAACUCAGUGCUUAACAGUGAAGAUCAUCAUUCUGAAAAAGAACACAACUUUGUUCUCAAUAUGGCCAAAGGAGCAACAAAUAUGAAUGCAAAUUUCCAGCAGUAUCAAGGAAGUAAUUCAUGUGUGAUGGAAAAUUGUGAUGUAUAUUUCAGUCUCAAUAAUGUGGAUUAUGUUUUUCAGAGUCUUGGACCUUUGGGUGCUAACCUACCUAAUGAACAAGAUAGUGAAUUUGAUCAAGUUUACUCUGAUGAUCAGAAUCUUGGACCUCCUGAUGCUAACCUACCUAAUGAACAAGGUAGUGAGUUUGAUCAAGUUUACUCUCAUGAUUAG